Molecule: messenger RNA, 1023 nt
Organism: Rattus norvegicus (Norway rat)
Lineage: Eukaryota; Metazoa; Chordata; Mammalia; Rodentia; Muridae
Gene: Samt3
Product: spermatogenesis associated multipass transmembrane protein 3
Exons: 3
Coding region: 232-933 (233 amino acids)
Cellular component (GO): bicellular tight junction; plasma membrane
Molecular function (GO): structural molecule activity
Source: RefSeq, marked validated
CUUAACACUUGACAGCCACUAACAGUUGAGCUUCUUACAGGAGUCAAAGAGACAAGUGUUUUAUAUUUUUCCAUGUAGUUUCAUUAAUCAUGUUCACUUUCAUAGGGCAUAGAAGACCAGACAAAGCCUUUGGUAUAUAAUUAGGUGGUGCUUCCUGUCUUCUCACGACUCCCUCUAUUGUCAACAUUUCCUGUAACUAGGAAGAUCACUUAUAAUCUUUUGGAUUUCCAAAUGGAUUUCCUCACCUGCAAUAUACAAAGGUUUGCUGUGGCAAAGGAAUGUAUCUUCAAACUGAGUGGACUCGUUUGCAGCCUAAUAGCUUUGGUGUUUGAAAUAAUCCUAGCAAGCAGCCGAUGCUGGCGCCUGUGGGAAUUUGACAGUAAGAGCGUGCAGUUCGUGUUUUUUGGACUCUGGGAAGCUUAUUACCCUCAAUCGUUUAACAUCUCUGGGUCUAUGAUCCGGAUUCUGGUGCACAGCCCUAUCAACUCAACAUGGACCAUCUCACCGGAAUUCCACUAUGCACAGACACUGAUAAUAUGGGCCGUUUUGUUGAAACCUGCAGUCCUAAUUUUCAGUGCAAUGGCUAUUAAGAUCGGCUGCAUGAAAGACUCAUUUGUUAAGACACAGAUAUUUUUGUACAAGACCUCUGCCUUGAUUUUGUGUAUUAGCAGCCUUUGCACAUUUGUUUCUGUGAGCUGGAACCAUAUUGUAGAUCUUUAUGGUCAAACCACACUUGAUUUUCCACCCAGCUUUCCUGUUAAGAAAGAUGCUCUUAUAAAGAAACACUAUACUGCUGCAUUCCCAAUAGGUGUCCUAACAGCUACCAUGUCACUCUUCGGUGUGAUUAUGUUCCUUUUUGAGAUGAGCUCUUUGAAACCACAGAGUGAAGUGGAGGUCCAGUGUGUUUCUAGACCAAUCAAUCAAAAGGCAUGAGGCAAGCCAGAAGACUGCUUAAAGAAUUUGUCCGUAUGCACAUAUUACUAAUGCAGUCAUCAAUAUGUUCCAAAUAAAACAUCAACUUGA